AUGACUACUUACAAAUUCAACGUUGAUAUGACCUGCGGAGGUUGCUCAAAGGCUGUUACUGCCAUCUUGUCAAAGCUUGAGGGUGUUUCAGAUAUUAAUGCUGAUCUUACUACCAAGGUUGUCACCUGUAACUCUACCAAAUUCAAUGCCGAUGAAUUACUUGUAUCUAUUCAAAAGACUGGAAAGAAGAGUUCAAUCAAGAAUGAUUAA
Molecule: messenger RNA, 210 nt
Organism: Cavenderia fasciculata
Lineage: Eukaryota; Evosea; Eumycetozoa; Acytosteliales; Cavenderiaceae
Gene: atox1
Product: copper transport protein
Exons: 3
Coding region: 1-210 (69 amino acids)
Biological process (GO): copper ion transport
Cellular component (GO): cytosol
Molecular function (GO): copper chaperone activity; metal ion binding
Source: RefSeq, a predicted model, not a curated record